ACACCUCAGGAACACCUCUCCACUGCCUGCUACCCGCUGCCCGGACACACCUGCAGCCCUGCCCAGCCGGCUCUGCUCACUCAGAGCUUGCCAAUGCCCCAGACAUGAGCCAGCCCAGGCCCCGCUACGUGGUAGACAGAGCUGCGUACUCCCUCUCCCUCUUCGAUGACGAGUUUGAGAAAAAGGACCGCACCUACCCGGUGGGAGAGAAACUUCGCAACACCUUCAGAUGCUCCUCCGCCAAGUUCAAAGCCUUUGUGUUUGGGCUGUUGCCUGUACUCUCCUGGCUUCCCAAGUACAAGAUCAAAGACUACAUCGUCCCGGACAUGCUGGGUGGACUCAGUGGGGGCUGCAUACAGGUGCCACAAGGUAUGGCAUUCGCCUUGCUGGCUAACCUGCCCGCAGUCAAUGGUCUCUACUCCUCCUUCUUCCCCCUCCUGACCUACUUCUUCCUGGGGGGAAUACACCAGAUGGUGCCAGGUACCUUUGCCGUUAUCAGCAUCCUGGUGGGUAACAUCUGUCUGCAGCUGGCCCCGGAGUCGAAAUUUCAGAUCUUCAACAAUGCCACCAACGAGAGCUACGUGGACACAGCAGCCAUGGAGGCGGAAAGGCUGCAUGUGUCGGCCACGCUCGCCUGCCUGACUGCUGUCAUUCAGAUGGGUUUGGGCGUCAUGCAAUUUGGCUUUGUUGCCAUUUACCUCUCGGAAUCCUUCAUCCGGGGCUUCAUGACAGCCGCUGGCCUGCAGAUCCUGAUCUCAGUGCUCAAGUACAUCUUUGGUCUGACCAUCCCCUCCUACACAGGCCCAGGCUCCAUCGUCUUUACCUUCAUUGACAUUUGCAAAAACCUCCCACACACCAACAUCGCCUCGCUCAUCUUCGCCCUGGUCAGCGCUGUCUUCCUGGUGUUGGUGAAGGAACUCAACGCCCGGUACAUGCACAAGAUCCAUUUCCCCAUCCCUACGGAGAUGAUUGUGGUGGUAGUGGCAACAGCUAUCUCUGGGAGCUACAAGAUGCCAAAAAAAUACCACAUGCAGAUCGUGGGAGAGAUCCAACAAGGGUUUCCCACUCCCGUGGUGCCGGUAGUUUCACAGUGGAAGGACAUGGUGGGCACCGCCUUCUCCCUGGCAAUUGUGGGCUACGUCAUCAACCUGGCUAUGGGCCGGACCCUUGCCAACAAGCAUGGCUAUGACCUGGAUUCUAACCAGGAGAUGAUCGCCCUGGGCUGUAGCAACUUCUUUGGCUCCUUUUUCAAGAUCCAUGUCAUCUGUUGUGCCCUCUCUGUCACACUAGCCGUGGAUGGGGCUGGAGGGAAGUCCCAGGUGGCAAGCUUGUGUGUGUCUCUGGUGGUGAUGAUCACCAUGCUGGUCCUGGGGUCCUAUCUGUACCCUCUCCCUAAGGCUGUGUUAGGAGCCCUGAUAGCUGUCAACCUCAAGAACUCCCUCAAGCAGCUCAGCGACCCCUACUACCUAUGGCGGAAGAGUAAGCUGGACUGUUGUGUCUGGGUGGUCAGCUUCCUCUCCUCGUUUUUCCUGAGUCUGCCCUACGGUGUAGCAGUGGGUGUCACCUUCUCCAUCCUGGUUGUGGUCUUCCAGACCCAGUUUCGAAACGGCUCCACACUGGCCCGGGUCAUGGACACGGACAUCUAUGUGAACCCCAAGACCUACAACAGGGUCCAGGAAAUUGAGGGGGUUAAGAUGGUCACUUACUGCUCCCCUCUCUACUUUGCCAACUCCGAGAUCUUCAGGCAAAAAGUCAUUGCCAAGACAGGUAUGGACCCCCAGAAAAUAUUACUCGCCAAGCAGAAAUAUCUCCGGAAGCAAGAGAAGAGGACGGUGAUGCCCACACAGCAGAGGAAGUCCCUCUUCAUGAAAACCAAGACAGUCUCUCUGCAGGAACUCCAACAGGACUUUGAAAAUGGUCCCUCAACUGACCCCAACAACAACCAAGCUCCUGCCGGUGACUCCAACAUAUCCUACAUCACCUUCAGCCCGGACACCUCAGCGGCUGCCCCGUGUGAGCUGCCCACCUCCGCUCAGUCCCCCGGGGAGCCUAGUGACACUCUGGCCAGUGUCCCACCUUUUGUCACCUUCCACACGCUCAUCCUCGACAUGAGUGGGGUCAGCUUUGUGGACUUAAUGGGCGUCAAAGCCCUAGCCAAGCUAAGUUCCACCUAUGGGAAGAUCGGAGUCCAGAUCUUUCUGGUGAACAUCCACGCCCAGGUGUACAAUGACAUCAGCCACGGGGGUGUCUUUGAAGAUGGGUGUGUCCAGCGCAAUCACGUGUUCCCCAGCAUCCAUGAUGCAGUCCUCUUUGCCCAGGCGAGCAGGAGAGGAGCCCCAGCAUGCAGCUUCCAAGGGGCUCCAGAAGAUGCUGAGUUCUCCAUGUAUGAUUCAGAAGAGGACAGUCCCAGCUACUGGGACUUAGAGCAGGAGAUGUUCGGGAGCAUGUUUCACACAGAGACCCUGACCGCCCUGUGAAGGCCCAUUUGGCUCCCACUCUUCCUCCUGAGCACCUGGGAUUUCCACGGACAAUAAGCCCAGGCCCACAGAAAGGGACAGAGGGAAGAGUAUGUCCCUCCACCAAGGCUCUAGAUCCUUGUCUUCUCUCCUGCCUUUCCCUCCCUCCCUGUGUCCCUGGGAGAGAGCUGCCUCAGGCUCUGCAGGCAGAAGAGCCUGUCCUGGCAAGGACUGACAAGGACGAGAGUUUGGUGAAGCCACCCCAUCACACACCCCCUUCCCAUUGGAGCCUGGGCCAGCAACAAGCUCCAUCUGCCCAUCUACCCUCGCCCCGCCCAUGGCAGGUUGACUUGCAGUGUUCAGAGAGCACCAACAGCAGAAAGAUAUGGGUGACUGAGCUGCAUGAGCGCAGCUCACACCGGUCUGUGGCCACCGAGGGUUCAGGCUGUGGUGGGACACAGGGAUGAACUGGGUUAGAAUGCUGAAGCUUGUCCCUCCAAUGGCCUUAUAGUUGUCAGAUUUGUGCCUCAAAGACACGGUACUGUCCCCAAUCCCGGACUCUGCGCCCAUUUCUGUCAUUGCUGUCCAGCCCUUCAGACUCUAGUGCGGGCAGUGGGCAGGACCCGCAUGACUGUGACCACUACCUCUCCAGGGACAACCCACCAAGGAGCUGAUUUGGCCUCUUGAAUCAUCCCUGCCUGGAUACUGUCCCAUUCUGGGGAACAGGUGACCAACAGAGUCCUCCAACGAAACAGCAGCAGCUAAUUAUGCACAAAACUCUUUCGAGAAUCCCUCCUUGCACUAGAGACAUGGAAAGGGGAAUAGGGUACUAGUUCAAACUCGGGACAAACUGGGGGACCCCGGGCCUGACAGUCCACCUGACCCCAGAGCCAGUAUCGCCUCCCCCUUGGGAAGUCUGCCAUGUCCAUGCUCACUUGGAAAGAGCCAGGCAUUUGAACUCUCCUUUCUCAGCCUGCAGCCAGAGCUGUGGUGGGACGCCCAGACAGGCAGAUGAGGAAGUCCUGAAGCGCUAGCUUCAGCACCCAACUGGCUACAGAUGUGAAGGACUGGAUCUCCAGGGAACUCUUAACCAUCUCAGGGUCUUUUACCCCAGGAAAAAUGAAAAUAGGAAUUAAAUCCUCGUGAAAACAGGGAGGUAACUAGAUACAUCCCACUGUGGACUUGAAAAUAGGUUCUCUUGCCGGGCAGUGGUGGUGCAGGCCUUUAGUCCCAGCACUCGGGAGCCAGAGGCAGGUGGAUCUCUGUGAGUUCGAGGCCAGCCUGGUCUAUACAGCGAGUUCCAGGACAGGCUCCAAAGCCACAGAGAAACCCUGUCUUGAAAAACCCAAAAAAAGAAAAAAAGAAAAGAAAAUAGGUUUUCUCUCUGUCUCCUCUCUCUCUCUCUCUCUCUCUCUGUCACACACACACACACACACACACACACACACACACACACACACACAUCUUGUAUUGUAAAACUACCAUACAAGUACACGGAAAUCUGGCCUCUCCUCCUUGUUGUUCAAGUUCCUUAGUAAUGACCCUUGUGCCAACAGGCUGGGCCGGACCAACCUGGGAAAGCAUCCCACUUACUAACUUGAGCCUGACCUUUGUGAUGUGUCCAUGUGUUAAGUAAGCUAGCAAGCUAGCAUGUAUCCUCUCUACAGUUAAAGCACAGGGCCCUGGCAAGCAGCCAGCACAUUCUUGGCGGUGGCUGUUGCUUCUCAGCGAAUCUAUUAUGCCAUCUGGCUGCCAAUGAAGCCCAAACCUUGGAAGGCUGAAAAGACAAUGUUAUCUGGGGUUCACUGGGCCCAGCACUCAAAGUGCCAAAUUCCAGGAGGAAGAGAACCCCAGCCAAUGACAACUUACCCUCCUCUACUCCACCUCCUUCAAAGUCCAAGACCUACGGGAAGGUCACAGAGUCCCCGGACAUCAUAAGUCCCUUUGAACCAACUGUCUAGAUCCCAUUAACCUGCAGGUCAGGCCCGGAACUCAAAGGGAUUGCUGACUCACGGUGGCCUGGGGCUUGGCUUGCUUGGGAAGGGGGCAAGCAUCUGCAGCAUGUGAAGUGCGUCCACACUCACAGAGCACAUGGUGGAGGCGUCAUUAGAACACAGGGGCAGG
Molecule: messenger RNA, 4580 nt
Organism: Phodopus roborovskii (desert hamster)
Lineage: Eukaryota; Metazoa; Chordata; Mammalia; Rodentia; Cricetidae
Gene: Slc26a9
Product: solute carrier family 26 member 9
Exons: 21
Coding region: 105-2477 (790 amino acids)
Biological process (GO): transmembrane transport
Cellular component (GO): membrane
Molecular function (GO): oxalate transmembrane transporter activity; chloride transmembrane transporter activity; sulfate transmembrane transporter activity
Source: RefSeq, a predicted model, not a curated record